CUCAUUGUCGAGAGGUUAGGCCCGAGAUGAAGAUCACGUGCCCAAUCCACAAGAAAGGCAAUCAGAAAUUGAAAAACUCCGGCGGAGGGAAGCGAAACCAUCGCAACUGCUACUAUUGCCUGCAAUGAUGGAUUUUCGGAGCUCCAAUCUCAGUUUAUGGAAGGAGGCCCUCUCUUCCUAUUCAGCCCACAUAAAAUCUCUCAACAAGCCCGACCUCGUUUCUCUUGACGAGUUCUACAGAAUCCAACUUCCUUCUCUCCUCCACCAACGGAACCCUAACCCAUACAUCACCACUCCUGAGCUCUCCAAGCUCAUGCAAUGGAAACUUUCCCGUGGAAAAUGGAGGCCCCGCUUGCUGGAAUUCGUGUCCUCCUUGGAUGAGGAAUUAGUGAAAUCUGCUUCUCAAAAAGCCUUUGAAUCGCUUCCUGAUGUUUCGAAAGCUGUCUCUCAGCUUACAGUUCUGAAAGGCGUUGGUCCGGCAACUGCUUCCGCCGUUUUGGCAGCUUACGCGCCUGAUGUUGCACCCUUCAUGUCUGAUGAGGCCAUGGAGGCAGCUUUGGGUAGCUCCAAAAGUUAUACAUUGAAGCAGUAUCUAUUUUUCGUGGAUAAACUACAGAGUAAAGCUAAGGAAUUAAGCAUAGAUGGGGACUUCUUCACACCAUCUGAUGUAGAAAGAGCCUUAUGGAGUUCUGUCGUUGGGGCCAAGUUGCUAGCUUCGCAGCAAGAUCCAGACUCAAGGACUAAUGCAGAUAGAGACAUAAAAAGAAAGAGAAAACGUUGAUGUGCUGCUGUCUGACUUGACACCUAUGCUUUAUAUUAAUUGUUAGCUCAUGGCUGCAGAUAAUGCAUGUUACUGGUAGUUUCUACUGCCUACUGUAAAGUCUACCAAUCUGGUAACAUAUUCCAUUUCGUUUGACUAAAAGAUGAGUAUAGAAAUGUCUUGGUCCUAGUCUCCCCUGCGGACUUUGGAUAAAGUGAUAAUUACGGCUUAUGACACAAAAACCUGCCUUGAAUGUUGUUCAUUUUCAACUCGCUUGGGUUUUGAUAUUGUCAAUUCAUAUACAAGUUAGGUUAAGAACAUUGAGGUUAGAAGCCAUGCCAGAAGCAGUUCGUUUUCUGUUUGUUUCUUCUCCUCCAUUACAUCUUUUGCCUGCCCCGUGCUAUCUUUUACAACUGUAUUCCCGGUCCCCAAACUCUAUUUUCAGACCAGACCUGGGAUCUCCCUCAUUAGAAAGUGAAUGUGCCACCAAACCUAGAGGCCUAGUAGAUAUAUGGUUGGAUGGAUAUAGAUGGAUCUAGAGUGAAGCUGCUUUCUUUUUAGUGCAUGUGAUAAUAUUUGACUGUUUCUAUGCCACCCAAACGAUUAAUAAAAUAUCAGAAGUUUUCUGAUGGAAUAUUACAAGUUAAA
Messenger RNA from Jatropha curcas, 1408 nucleotides. Its product is annotated as DNA binding protein. NCBI's taxonomy places the organism in Eukaryota, Viridiplantae, Streptophyta, Magnoliopsida, Malpighiales, Euphorbiaceae. The record is from RefSeq and is a predicted model, not a curated record.